AUGGCCGCCGUCCGCCGCCUGGACCUCCCCGUGGUGGACCUCGCGUCCCCCGACCGUCGCGCCGCCGCCAAGUCCAUCCGCCAGGCGUGCGUGGAGUACGGCUUCUUCUACGUGAUCAACCACGGGAUCGAGCGCGCCCUGCUGGAGCGGGUGUUCGCCGACAGCCGCAAGUUCUUCGAGCAGACCAUGGAGGAGAAGAUGGCGCUGGGGAAGAACAGCAGAUACAGGGGCUACACCUGGCCCUACUCCGAGAAGGUCGACGACUCCCCCGAGUCACGAGGAGAUUCCAAGGAGACAUUUUAUAUUGGCCCAAUGGAUGAUGAAAAUUUGGAGAAUAACAUUAAUCAGUGGCCUUGUGAAGAACUCUUCCCUUCCUGGAAAAAGACUAUGCAAUCAUACCAUGCAAAUGCAUUGACUACAGGCAAAAGAAUAUUGUCCCUAAUUGCUUUGAGUUUGGACCUUGACGCUGAAUUCUUUCACAAGAACGGUGCAUUUGAACCCCCUUCAGCAUUUAUUCGAUUAUUACACUAUGCAGGUGACGUAAAUGGUCCAGACAACAAAGACAUUGUUGGUGCAGCAGCGCACUCGGAUUAUGGAAUGCUAACCCUUUUAGCAACAGAUGGAACACCUGGCUUGCAGGCAUAG
This is a messenger RNA of Miscanthus lutarioriparius, 645 nucleotides long. The record is from the annotation of a GenBank genome assembly. NCBI's taxonomy places the organism in Eukaryota, Viridiplantae, Streptophyta, Magnoliopsida, Poales, Poaceae.